Molecule: messenger RNA, 867 nt
Organism: Punica granatum (pomegranate)
Lineage: Eukaryota; Viridiplantae; Streptophyta; Magnoliopsida; Myrtales; Lythraceae
Source: RefSeq, a predicted model, not a curated record
UGUCAUUUCUUAUCUCUACCCGCCCGGAUUCAGGGGAGAGAUUUUACGGGGAGCAAAGCAAUCAUGUCUUUGCUCUCGAGCCCUCCCAGUAAAUCUGCACCAGCGAGCUUCUUCACCAAAAAUGGGGACCGACCCAUUAAACCUCUCUCAAUUGGGUGUAAGAAGAGCCUGUCAAGUUCUCAUCUUCCCCGCUGCUCAUCUUCUUCUUCUUCACCGCCUGGUGUCCGCACCAACAUCGUGUACAAGACUACUCCGGUCGCAGCUUCCCUCGCGAUUCUUCUGUGGUCGUCUCCAGCGCAAGCGGGAUUUUUGUCGGGACUCUCCGGGAUAGAAUCCGUUCCAGGGCCUGAGCUUCCACAGCUCGAUUUCCUCACUAAGUUUAACGAAGAGAACCAGAAGAAGUAUGCCGAGUUUGAUGCGAGGUUCAAGGAGUCCCCUUUGCUCAAAAAGUUUCUUGAGAAAUCAAAGCUGAACAAAGAGAAGAACCGGCAAGAGAUACUCGACAAGUACUGCCUCCGCGGUGCAGAGUGGGGAGUAGGGGAUUGUUCGACUGAUGGCAUGUCUGCAGAAGACCGAGAGAAGUUCAUCGCUAUGUUAAAGCAGAAGACCGGAGCACAGUGAGGGAUUUAUGCUGCAGUUCGUGUCUGCUCCCACAAGUCACCCUUAAACCAAGCCGCAGGAUGGGGCUGAGAUCUGAACUUGAUUGACAAUCCCGAAUUUCCGAAUGUAAAGAGACCGUAUGCUUGUACUUCCUUCCAGCAUAGUGUGUCGUGGCAUGACAUUGAUGCACGAUUGACUGCACUGUACCUGUUAUGUUCACAGCAACCGUGGGUUGUACUAUUCGAAACCGCAUAUCUUCCAAGUCGA